Populus euphratica (Euphrates poplar) is the source of this 2044-nucleotide messenger RNA. RefSeq lists its product as uncharacterized. The record is from RefSeq and is a predicted model, not a curated record. The annotation marks the transcript as partial. The transcript is spliced from 3 exons. Lineage: Eukaryota; Viridiplantae; Streptophyta; Magnoliopsida; Malpighiales; Salicaceae.
AUGGAGAACGAAGAAAGAGCUCACUUAGAGUCACAUUAUCAGACCGAGUUAGAGUCCAUAAAAAAUGAAGUUUCUCGGCUAACCGACUUACUCGAGCAGCUUCUAAGAACUAAGAAUAGGGAGGGAACAUCAGCACAACAGCUUGAAGGAGUGCCACCAGCUCACAUCCCUCAAGCAUCUCAAAACCAGGGGGCAAACUCAGCUAAUGAACAACAUUUUGUGCCUAUCACCCCUAUUCAGCCAACUCAUGCUCCAAUUACUGUGGACUUAACCGCGGAGGGAGUCCCUGACAAUAGGUCUCCUAGUUUGAUGGACCAAGACAAGUUGCUUGUUUUGAUACCAGAGUUCAUUACGUACACUGGUUUGGAAUGCCCAAACACUCACCUUCGAUCCUACUGUAAUAAAAUGGCGGAAGUAAUCCGUGAUGAUAAAUUGCUAAUCUAUUUCUUUCAAGAUAGCCUAGCAGGAUCUGCUUUGAGCUGGUACAUGAGGUUAGACAACAUCUGGAUCAGGAGCUGGAGAGAUUUGGUGGAGGCUUUUCUUAAGCAGUACAAUUUUAACCUGGAAAUCGCUCUGGAUCGAACAAAUCUAAUGUCAAUGGAGAAGAGGAGCCAAGAGUCAGUAAGGGCCUAUGCACAAAGAUGGAGGGAUGAGGCAACACAUGUCCAACCCCCUUUAAUAGAAACUGAGAUGGUGACCUUGUUUGCUAAUACCUUCAAGGCACCUUAUUAUGAGCAUUUAAUGGGUAGCUCAUCUCAGCAUUUCUACGAUGUAGUGCGCAUAGCUAAAAGGAUAGAGCAAGGGAUUAAAGCUGGGCGUAUAGCUGAGCCAUUGGAGAAGAGGGGUUUUAUUGGAAGAAAGAGGGAAGGUGACGUUAACAACUUGGAAGGUGGAUACAAGGGCAAGAGAGUAGAUUCUUAUAAUCCACAAAUACCUUCCUCCCAAUUCACCCAUAUGAACAUUAGCCCACCUUUUUCCUCUAAUCAAACAAAAAACCACCAAAGACCGACUGCAAGAUAUACUCCAGAACAACUGCCGCCAUUACCUAUGCCUUUGAAGGACUUGUAUGCCAAACUGUUGAGUAUUGGACACAUAGCUCCUAUCCCUGCACUACCAUUGCAACCACCAUUCCCAAUUUGGUACAAGCCCGAGUUGACUUGUGAGUACCAUACGGGUAAUCUCAGGCAUGGGAUUGAAACCUGCUACGCUUUCAAGAAGAGGUUGUUGGAGCUUAUUAAGAUAGGAUGGGUAUCCUUCGAAGACAAGCCCAAUGUUAAUUCAAACCCUUUGCCUAAACACGCCCCAAGUAGUAGUGGAGUAGGCAUGAUAAAAGUUGGAAAUCAAUGCGAGUCUUUGAAGGUGUCCAUGAAGAGAAAGGGACAUCAUAUUGAGGAUUGCAUCGAGUUUUGCGAGAAGAUUGCAACAAUGCUGAAAAUGGGAGAGUUAAGGAUUGAACUGAGGAUUGAGCCCAUGGAGAGCAGAGGUGAGGUAAGUAUGAUGGAAGGUCAAGAUGAGAUGACAGGAGUAUGUAGGGUCCAACAAACAGCUAAUGGGCCACUUAGGCUAAUCUUGGUUAAACCUUUUUGCACAAAAGGAAAUCACAAUGUCAUGCCUUAUAAUUACGGCUAUGCCUCCCACAUUCAAACUCCUGUUUCUUUGUUCCAUACUGAGGUUAGUGGUUUAACUCGGAGUGGUCAAUGCUUUACACCUGAAGAGUUGCAAAAGACAAAGGGCAAAGAAGUGAUAGAUCUUAACAAAGCACUAGAAGUUAAUAAGCCAAUAACGGAAGAGGAGUCGAACGAAUUUUUAAAGUUGAUCAAGCAUAGUGAAUAUUGCAUAGUAGAUCAACUAAAAAAGACUCUAGCUAGGAUCUCCCUUAUGUCCUUAAUACUCAGCUCUAAGCCGCAUCGAAACGCCUUGCAAAAAGUAUUGAAUGAGGUGUAUGUACCCCAAGACAUUGAACAUAAAACCAUGGAGCAUCUUGUGGGGAGGAUCCACGCAACUAAUUACCUAUACUUCACGACUGAUGAGCUUGAUGCUGAAG